Messenger RNA from Odobenus rosmarus divergens (Pacific walrus), 1214 nucleotides. It is a transcript of the gene PDLIM4, whose product is annotated as PDZ and LIM domain 4. The record is from RefSeq and is a predicted model, not a curated record. Bases 99 to 1094 code for a protein of 331 amino acids. Gene Ontology annotation, molecular function: actin binding; muscle alpha-actinin binding. NCBI's taxonomy places the organism in Eukaryota, Metazoa, Chordata, Mammalia, Carnivora, Odobenidae. Gene Ontology annotation, biological process: muscle structure development; actin cytoskeleton organization; heart development. The transcript has 7 exons. Gene Ontology annotation, cellular component: stress fiber; adherens junction; Z disc.
CGUCCAGGCGGCGGCGGCGGCGGCGGCGGCGGCGGCGGCGGCGGCGGCUCCGGCUCCUCAGUGUCCGGCUCAGGCUCCGGCUGCGGCUCCCGCCCGCGAUGCCCCAUUCCGUGACCCUGCGCGGCCCUUCGCCCUGGGGCUUCCGCCUAGUGGGCGGCCGGGACUUCAGCGCACCCCUCACCAUCUCGCGGGUUCAUGCCGGCAGCAAGGCUGCACUGGCCGCCCUGUGUCCCGGAGACCUGAUCCAGGCCAUCAAUGGGGAAAGCACAGAGCUCAUGACGCACCUGGAGGCGCAGAACCGCAUCAAGGGCUGCCAUGACCACCUCACACUCUCUGUGAGCAGACCUGAAGGCAGGAGCUGGCCCGGUGCCCCAGAAGACAGCAAGGCUCAGGCACAAAGGAUCCACACUGACCCUGAGGCCCAGGAUGGCAGUCCAGCGACCAGCAGGAGGCCCUCAGCCACCGGGAUUGGGCUAGAAGAUGGCAGGCCAGGCCUGGGACCUCCUUAUGGGCAGCCAUCUCACCUCCCAUUCCAUCACAAUGGCAGCAGCAGUGAGGCUACCUUACUGACCCAAAUGAACACCCUGCAUGUGUCUCCACUUCACAGCGCGGACACAGCCAGAGGCCUCCCACGGAGCCGUGACUGCGGCGUGGACCUGGGCUCAGAGGUGUACAGGAUGCUGCGGGACCCGGCCGAGCCCUCGGCUUCGGAGCCCAAGCAGUCAGGCUCCUUCCGCUACUUGCAGGGCAUGCUAGAGGCUGGGGAGGGCGGGGAGCGGCCUGGCUCCAGCGGCCCUCGCAACCUCAAGCCCACGGCCAGCAAGCUGAGCGCUCCGCUGAGUGGCCUUCAAGGACUGCCCGAGUGCACGCGCUGCGGCCACGGCAUAGUGGGCACCAUCGUCAAGGCGCGGGACAAGCUCUACCACCCUGAAUGCUUCAUGUGCAGCGACUGCGGCUUGAACCUUAAGCAGCGCGGUUACUUCUUUCUGGACGAGCGGCUCUACUGCGAGAGCCACGCCAAGGCGCGCGUCAAGCCACCUGAGGGCUACGACGUGGUGGCGGUGUACCCCAAUGCCAAGGUGGAACUCGUCUGAGCUGCUUCCGGAACCUCCCGUCCCCGCUUCUGCUUUUAAUGCCCCGGCGCGGCCCGUGUAAAUAUGUGUUUGCCCCCUGCCUCUCUAAUAAAUUCCCUCUGCUCGGCCUUGAACAUGUCA